Messenger RNA from Culex quinquefasciatus (southern house mosquito), 1224 nucleotides. RefSeq lists its product as uncharacterized. The record is from RefSeq and is a predicted model, not a curated record. Bases 287 to 793 code for a protein of 168 amino acids. NCBI's taxonomy places the organism in Eukaryota, Metazoa, Arthropoda, Insecta, Diptera, Culicidae. The transcript has 4 exons.
UUUCCGGCGUGUUCAAAGGUGGUUCGUGUGGCCAAGAAGCAAAGGAUAUUCUUGAAGCGAGUGUGUGAGCGACAGUUAUCGGCGCCGCAAUCUGGGCAAUUGAUUGACCGUUUCGGAAUUUCCCGGGAGGACACCUCCGCGCGCCAGUGACGACGACGACGAUGAUGAAUGCAGUUGGUUAAAAAUUCAUACCGGUGGUAAACAAAAUUGUGCUGUGAGAGUUUGAGGCAGGAGGACUACCUUUUAAACCUUUGGGACAGUGAUUUGAAGACUGGUCGAGGCGAUCAUGAAGCGAGCCGUACUGCAAAUAACCCUGUGGAUGGUGGUGGUGUUGUUGCUACAGUCGGAAGUGGUGCUGGCCAAGGCCGUCAACGGAAAUACUCGAGGGAACUCGCCAGGGCCAAACGGACGAUCGCUGGAGGUGCCCAAGGCGCUGGAAGUGCAGUACGAUGACUAUCCGAUGGUGGUGCCGAAGCGUGCGGCCAUGCUGCUGGACCGCCUGAUGGUGGCCCUGCAUCACGCGCUGGAAAAGGGUGAAGGUGACGAGGGCACGGGUCGGCCCAUCAACAAGGUGUACCGCGACGCCAAGUACGGUGGCCACCCGGUUGCGACCGGAAUGGUCAAGCAGCACCAUCUGCCCCCGGCCGCCAGCAAAACAGAGCAACUGAUGAAGAACUACUAUGCCGAGGCAGAGGCCGGGGACUCGGACGAGACGGCCAACGUGAUACCCGAUGAGCUGGACGAGCUCGAGGGCCGCAAGGAGCUGCUGGACGAAAUGGUAAACACAAUCUAAAACCAAAAAUCGUUUCUUUCUCCUAAUUGAUGGACAUCCACACGAGGGGCACCGAGGACAAGACGAAAAAGGGCCGUUACUGGAAGUGUUACUUUAACGCUGUUAGUUGUUUUUAAGCUGGUUUUGCGAAGAUUGCGGCACGGGAGAAGCUGCUCAAGAUUGGGUCUGGAGCACUGAACGGGGGAAACAUCUCAAAGGAAGGCCAUCCAGAGGAAGUGGAAGAAGGAAAAAAAUGCAGAAAAGAACUGAAAUUUUGUUCCAAACAAAGACUUUAAACUCACCGUUUGCUGUAUAAUAAAAUUAUACACACCCUAAUAUCCCCAAUACUGACAUAUAGUGAAUAGCUUUUAAUUCGAUGUUUUACUCGUAACGAACACGCACUUGUUUGUAAAUACUCUGAUUGUUUCGUUAAAUAUACAAACACAACACAC